UCGAUAAACGCGCAGCUUUUGUUAAAUUUGGGCAUAUAAGUAUCAAAAGUUACGGAAUGCUAUUUGAGGUUUAGUACAACCAGGUACGUUGCAGAAUCGCAAGACGAGUGUUUCUACGCUGGCGAUAUGUUAUUUUUUUUAAAGGACUCCCAGGAAACGCUGAAAAAUACACAUAAAGGACCACAUAAGAAUUACUAUAUGAAAUUCGCGAUUGAGCUGCUAUCGUAAUAUAGAUAUCUUUUCCUUCUGUAAUUCAGUUGAACGAUCCACUCUGUACUAUAUUUUCUGGCGCAAACAACUUGAGUACAUCAUCGCGCAAGAAAUAUAUCAGUGACGUCAUAUGCGCCGGCGCUUCGCUUACUCCGCUAGUGAAGGUGGUAGACGAAAGAAUAUGGUGAAAGUUGUGCAGCGAGCUUUUAGCAAGAGUUGUUAUGCGCUCCUAUGCAAUGUUCAGCAGCGAUUGGUACAUUAAUGAAGCUUCCUGGAGAUGCGGAGAUCAGCUGCUCAUCUUAAUUCGUAAAUAAUCGGACAAAGCACGCGAAAAGUGCGACAAUCCACAACAAUGUACGACGACGAGCUAACCAACGACGCGACUCGGAUAAUGAAGGAUCUUAGCCUGUUCGAGGUCCCGCCGCCGGAGCAGUUCUCGAAAGCAGCAACGACGCCGAAACGUGGUGAUACGUCUGCAGGUGAGGAUUUCGAGAAAAAACGCGAAAUAUACGCGAACUUGAACUUCAACAGCAAGUCCUUCUCGGACUUUGCUCUUGCAAAUGAUCACGAGUAUGGGCGCAUUCUUUCGCGCACGUCGGCGGCAUCAAGCAGUAGUUACGUUGCUGCAGAUGUACUCGGUAGCCCCAAGCGGUAUGUGCCUCCAGGGAAACGUCCGCCCGGAGCGAUCGAGAGCCUUAUAAUAUCUGGGCAAGCGCCUGAUGCCAAAGACCCGCCAGUGUACGCCAAGAUUGACCGUUCCAGCGUAAUCGCAGCGUCUAAGUUUGCCACUCCGAAGGCUCCGGUAGCAGAGACUACAAACGGGCCUCCACCCCCAGACUACCCUCGUUGGAUCGUAGGAUCUAAGCCUUCACCAAAACUACUUGGACAAGACAGUGUACAUUCCAGCCCUCGCAGUAGCCUCAGCUCAUCCAGCAGGGAAUCGCAGCAUUCCAAUUCUUCCCCGCGAGAUAGUGUUACAGGACCUAUAUACGAAAACAUACAGCACUCUGCAAGAUCAUCAGAGACAACACGCCCACCUGUGAGCUCAACGUCUCUUCUUAACGACUACCUUCUUCAGCACAGACAGAGUCCACGGUCAUCCGUUAGUUCACAAGACUCCAAGCAUUCGAGCCCUCGAGCAAGCCUUGUACACAAUGAGCCGCCACCUUAUCCACAUUCCAGGCCCCCUCCCGAGUAUCCCAUUUAUGCUAAUCUCCAGGAACUUGGAGUUCAAACAUCAAAUGUGGCUAGUUACCCUACGACAUCGCCAUCGGAGUCAACGCACCACCUUCCACCACCACCUUCUGUCUUGUCCUCUCAAUACACAGGCAACGGUGUCAUCCGGCCAAGUGCACAGAAACCAAUUGCUUAUAGCCAGCAUCAGAUGGCUUAUAACAGCAGCAUUCCAACAAAUUACAGCACACCAGUUGCAGCAUACAUGUCUUGUGCCACAGACCCAUCUUUCAGCACUGGUCCACAAUAUACAACAGCUGCUUUGCCUGUCACAUCACUCGGAGAGAGGCACCCAACGGUAUAUCACAUGACCAGCCGUCCUUGCGAUGUUGGAACACUGCAGCAGAAGCCGCAGAUUGCUUGUCCUCAAGUUCAUUUUGCAGCGGCAACGCAACAUCAAAGUCUUCCUCCUCCUCCUCCAUAUCCAGGAUAUAAGCCCAACACGCUCAAUACAAAAACGCUACUUCCCUAUAAUGUUACGCCACCACGUCCCAAGGGACCAACAGAGGCGGAAAAGAAAAUCGAAGCACUUAUGAAGCAAAUUGAAGAUGAGCUCGAGCACAAUCCACCAGAAGGGGAAUUUUUCGGUGUUUGUCAUACUUGUGGGGAAAAGGUCACAGGUGCUGGGCAGGCUUGCCAGGCCAUGGGAAACCUCUACCACACAAAUUGCUUUAUUUGCUGUUCCUGCGGGCGAGCACUCAGGGGCAAAGCAUUUUACAACGUCCACGGGAAAGUAUACUGUGAAGAGGACUAUCUUUAUUCUGGUUUCCAGCAGACAGCGGAAAAAUGUGCUGUCUGUGGGCACCUCAUUAUGGAAAUGAUUCUUCAAGCCAUGGGCAAAUCCUACCAUCCUGGGUGCUUCAGGUGCUGUGUGUGCAAUGAAUGCCUUGAUGGUGUACCCUUUACCAUUGACAUGGACAACAAGAUCUACUGUGUCAAUGACUAUCACAAGAUGUUUGCACCUAAAUGUGCAGCCUGUAGCAAAGCUAUCACUCCUGUGGAGGGAACCGAAGAGACAGUUCGUGUAGUAUCUAUGGAUAAGGAUUUCCAUGUUGACUGUUAUGUAUGUGAGGACUGCAACAUGCAACUAACUGAUGAACCUGACAAACGGUGCUAUCCUCUGGACAGCCACUUGUUAUGCCACGAUUGUCACGUGCGCCGUCUUGAAAGCAUGAGUCAGUCAUCAGCAUUAGGCCUUGCCCACUCCAUACAGGGUGCCCAAGCACAAAUAGUUUGGAAUGGAGCUCAACUACAUUAAUAUUGGAAAUAUUAACUCUUAGGGCUGGUCCUUUAUAAGAAUGGUGACAUCUACAUAGAAAGUCAGGGCUACACAUCCUGACACUCAAAUGCUGCAGUGCCAACUCUAUCCAGGAGCUCUUAUGGGUGCUUGAGGUGAAUGAUUGUGUAUCUUUGUGUGGCUGAGGAAGGUGUACAGCAGGUUUGCCUUAGAGAACGACGCAAGAAAGGAAGAAACACAAUACUUUUUAUUGUACACAUGAGUCCGUACUACCCCUGACACACAGGCACCUGAAAGGCCUUUCAAGAGGACACCUAUCCAAAUGGUGUUUUUGUCCACUGAUACUCGACAUCUGAGAAUCUCCUUUUCUCCUUUUUUCUCUCUUUGAGGAGGUUAUCUCCUUUGUGUCUGAAAAGGAGUAGCCUCGAAUGCAGAGCAGGCUGAUGAUUUGGAUCUCACAAAUACUCCAGACUGAAACACUGAAGAUUAAAUUUUUAUGAAUCGCUAAAACAGUUUCGUAAACUUAUUAGAGCCUCAUUACGCCUAAUAUGAGCAAGUUUUAAUUGAAUACGCUUGUACAGAUGUCAUCAGUAUCCACAGCGUUUCCAGCUGGACUGGACGGCGCUGAAGGCUUCUGCUAUUAAUUAUAUACUUUGUUGUCAGAUACACCCACGGAACUAUUUCCAUAAAAUGCACACAUAUCUAGCAAUUCAAAAUAUACUGCUUAAUAAUGUGUUGUAUUGCCAGUAUGCGUUGUAUUUCUUCUGGUAUGUGCUGAGAAUAACGGUUUAGGGAGAUCAGCAGUGCCAUGUGUCUGUGGCGAAAACUCCUUUCAAUAAGGAAUCUUUCAAAGUUGCAAAGGACCCCUACUGUAAAGGAGUUCUGGCCUGCCCGUGUGUCAAGGGUAUGAGCCUUGCAUAGUCUCUUUCCUCAGCUACUGUUAGGCAUAUUUAUGCAGCUGGCUGCAUUGUGCAUAGGGUUUGCAUGUGUUCAUGUGGAUGGCGUAGCAGGCCAAAACAGUGGGAUGAGAAAAAGAGCUAUACAGCAAAUAAAGAAAAGUUGUUAUGUCUUAUGAUUCCUAA
Messenger RNA from Ornithodoros turicata, 3762 nucleotides. RefSeq names its product LIM domain-containing protein jub-like (gene jub). The transcript has 10 exons. Bases 563 to 2701 code for a protein of 712 amino acids. Gene Ontology annotation, molecular function: transcription corepressor activity. Lineage: Eukaryota; Metazoa; Arthropoda; Arachnida; Ixodida; Argasidae. Gene Ontology annotation, biological process: regulation of DNA-templated transcription; positive regulation of miRNA-mediated gene silencing; cytoskeleton organization. Gene Ontology annotation, cellular component: nucleus; transcription regulator complex; adherens junction. The record is from RefSeq and is a predicted model, not a curated record.